AUGAAAUUGGCUCUGAUUUUGGUUAUUAGCGUUGCAAUUUGCACAGAAAAUGUAUUUUCGCAAAAUGAAGAAUUAAUAAAAAAAAUUAAUGAGAUUCAAAGUUCCAACAUAACUCAAAGAAUUAAUGACACCAUAAGAUUAAAUGAUACGAGAAGUGAUAAUUCUACAAAUGAAGGAGAUAAAGGACUAAGAAUAAAUCCAAUUUCUUGGGAUAAUGUAUUGAAAGGGUUGAGUGACAUUUUUAGUGAAGUUAAUCUCUUAUUUAAUAAAUUAUGGGAAUCUAUAAGAAGUUACAUCAAAGGUAAGGAAGGUACCACAGAGGAAAAUAAAAUGAAUCUUUUCAAUCAAUCAUCAAUCAAUGCCUCAUCAAUAGUUGUAAAAAAUCUUGAAGAUAGACUUUUGUGGUCACUAACUAUUCCAGAAUUUAAAAUUAACCUACCAAGCUUUAACGCGAAAGAGAUUUUAUUUGGGAAUAAAAGUAAGAAUACUAGCGAUCAACAAGAUUUAGAACUAAUAAAAAUUAAUCGCUCGACUUCAGAAGAAGAAAUAUUAUCAGGGGUUUUACUUUCAUGUGCAUUUUUUGCUUUGUAUUUAAUAUGCUGGAUUUUUGCAUACGUAAAGGACUUGUCUGAUUGGGUUAGCAUAUUAAAGAGGCCAAAUUUAGUAUUUUUGCAGCAAAUCCCAAAUGGUGACUUUAAAUUAAAAAAUAAAAAUGAAGAGAAAAUUGUUAUGUUUAAUGGAGUAAAGUUUCCAUAUACCAACUUAAAUUUUAUCCCACCAAUCAAAAUGAAAGUGGGUUAUGUGAGAGUAUUAACAAUAACAAUUCAAACAAUAUUUUUCCCCUUAACACUAAUUCACUUUAUAACAUCAAAAUUUAAGGUUUCACAUUUUCACUUUGAAUAUUUUAAUAGUAAAUUAAAGAGUUACUAUGAGACAAUAAAAAAUGGCAAUAAUGUUUUCAACUACUAUUAUAUGACAAACCGUGAACACAAGUCUAAAGCUGGAAUAGAAAUAACAGAGAAGAAGUUCUCAAAGAGUAUUUAUGAUGAAAAUAUUAUAUUAUUAAACAUUAUGAGAUUUAUCUCUAAUAAAGAUAAUUCUAAUAAAUUUCCCUCGGCAGAGGAUCUAAAGAAUUGGUGUAAUGAAUUUUGGUUUAAGGCAAAUAAGAUAGAAACUUCACAGUAUAAGGAGUUACUUCCAAGAAUAGCUUGUCUUAUAAUUUUAAGAAAGCUUGUCCAAAAUGAGCAAAUGUCUCAUGACUAUCUUAGAAGAUUGAGAAUGCAAAUAAUUGGAGUUAAUAACCAGGCAAAUUUUGUUAGGGAUUGGAUCAUUUCUUCACUAGUGAAAAAUAAUCCAAAAUUAAAUUUCCCUAAUCAAUGGACAGAAAGAAGCCCAGCAGGAUCUAUAAAGAUAAAUCUUCAUGAUAAUGGAAUUUUCACCCUCAUAAAUGAUUAUACGAGUAGAGUUGGAAUAUACUCUGAACCUCAGGUUAAGUUACUGAUGGAGCUUACAUCAAAACAAGUUCAAAAUUUAGAAUGUUAUUUGUGGUUAAUUGAUGAGCUUCAAACUGUGUGUAUUCAUCCAAAAAUACUUUGUGAAUGUAUUAAAGGAUUUGACUCUUUGGAAUGGAUUGGUCCAAUAGGUUUUCUACCCUUUGAUCAUAUUAAAUCAAUAUUAGUUAAUGACGCCGUUGCUGGGACAGUUACAUUCAUCUUAGAAGAAAGUAAGGCAAAAUCCAAAACUUAUAAUAAUUCUGGAAAAAAAAAAGUUAGUGAAAAAACAUCCAUCUUGGAAACAAUGUUUGAUAAUUCAGAGAUUGAAAAAAAUACGAAGAAUUCGGCCAUAAAGUUUACAGUAUUAGACGAAAAAGAUGAUAUUUCAAGCUUAAACCACUUAAUUAAAAGUCUAAUACCCCAAUCAAAACCAAAAUACAGUUAUGAAAGUGACCUUUCUGAUUUUUCUACGGAAGCUUCAAGGUCUUUGGACUUUAAUUCAACAAUCAACAGCACUUUACCAAGAAGUGUGUUGAACGAAGGGACAAAUGACGUAUUUUGGGGAGAAAAAUUAAAUAUUAGAACAAAAAAUUUGAAGGGAGAGUUUGAGACAGAUUUUUACCCAACUUGUUUUUGGGAUUUCGAUAUGCCAGUACCAUUUACAGCAACAUCUGUAUUGAUUAAUGAUGUUUUGACAUACUUGUGGAUUAAUUACGAUUCGAGAUUACUUUGUGUCCAAAGAAAGAAUUCUUCUAUUGAAAAAACAGGAGAUAUCAAAUCUAAUCAGAGUUUAAAGAACCAAUUAAGCCAAAUUGAUCAUUUGAAAGAAUCGAUAGCUCUUAACAAGGUAAGGAGUUUUGAUGAUCCUGUGGUAAUUGAAAGUAUAAACAAUACUCCAAAUUCUGAUUCAUGUAUUGAAAUUUUGAAUCUUGAGAAUAUUAUAGGGGAAAAAAACAAAGAUAAUAAUUCUUAUAAUGAUGAUAUUUUGAACAACAAGGCCAACACAGUUACUAGAGGGCUUAUGAAUAAAGGAAAAUCCACAAGCUUUGAUCAGAAUAAACAAGAAGAGGUUGAGUCAGAGAAUCAAGAUAUUACCAAUAAAUGGCUACCAUUUGACAAAAACUUGUCUUCGGUUUUUGGAGUUUUGACAGAAAACGAAAUCCAAAAUCUACACCCUGUAUAUGCAGUACCUGGAAUUUUAGGUGGUUCUUUUUGUACCAGAGGAUUCUUUAUUGGAUCAAUUAUAAAUGUACAUGUUGUUGGAGACUUUUUGGAAGAUGUUGUUGAUGAAUAUACAAUUGGUGUAGAAUCUCAAUUAUUAGUUACAUUUGAAGGAGGGUUAACCUUAAGAAUUAAUACUUUUUCACAAGGAGCAGCAAAUUCUCUUAAAAAUAGUCUGGAAUCAAUUAUUAAUAAUUUGGAAGAAAAUAUUAUGUUGCCAAUGAGACAUAGCUUAAGUAAAGAGGAAAUAAAGUCAAAUGUUGAAAAUAAUUCUGUCACAAACUUGCAGGACGCCCUAUUUUCUGUUGGAGUGAGUCCUCCUGAUUUAAUUUCUCGUUGUAAUCAGUUGAAAGAGUAUGAAAAAGCAUCAUUUAAGGAUUGCUUUAUUAAAAGUUUUACCAGGUUUAACCCUUUAAUUGGUAGACUUCAGUGGAACCCAUCCUCUCCAAGAACAUAUAGAUGGCUUUCAUAUACUGCAAGUACAUCUUUAUCCCACUUUUUAAUAUUCUAUCUUCUGAGUUCUAUACCAAGAAUUAACAAGGUUGAAAAUGGGAUUUUGGUUGGUUGGAUUGCAUAUUGUAUAUUAAAUAUUUCAAAGAUGAUUUUGGACACAGCUAUGGCGUUCUCUUCUGUAUUACAUAUUAUGUCAAUAAGACAGCAAGCAGCUUAUUCAUAUUUCAGAUUAUGGAUUACUUGGUUAACUUCAAGUUUUUGUCUACUAAUCACUAUAAUUCUAUCAGUACUAACUAUUUUGCAAUCUGCAAAACCUAUAAACAACAUUGAAACAUCUAGUGGAUUUAUUCUCAAUGACAUUAACUACUCUAUUUCAACAUGGAUUGCUGGAUUUAUAGUCACUUUUCUUUCAUUAUUCCUUCAGCCUCUAACUCUAGCUUUGAGUUAUGCCACAAUAUUAGCACUUUCCAAAAAAACAAAUAUAUUUGAUGGAUUUGUAGCUUUCUUCAAGACAUUCAAUGAUACUCAAGUAAAUAAGGAUGGUUGGAUGCCAGUUAGACCUGGAUGUAUUAUUAAAAAACAAUGCAACCAAUUAAAUCUAAAAAAUCAAGCAUAG
Cryptosporidium ubiquitum is the source of this 3783-nucleotide messenger RNA. RefSeq lists its product as uncharacterized. Lineage: Eukaryota; Apicomplexa; Conoidasida; Eucoccidiorida; Cryptosporidiidae. The record is from RefSeq and is a predicted model, not a curated record. The transcript has a single exon. Bases 1 to 3783 code for a protein of 1260 amino acids.